Heterobilharzia americana is the source of this 1833-nucleotide messenger RNA. Lineage: Eukaryota; Metazoa; Platyhelminthes; Trematoda; Strigeidida; Schistosomatidae. The record is from the annotation of a GenBank genome assembly.
AUGGUGUCGAGAAAUAUUGAAAACGUUGAAAUACUUUUAAGGGUGAAGGACGAGGAGUUAAAACGAGAAAAAGCAGUUCACACAGAAACUGGAUGUGAACUUUAUAAGCUUCAUCAGGAACUCGGAAAAUUUCAACUCCAGCUAGAUAACAAGCACAAUGAAUAUACAGUAUAUCAUGGGAAAUGGGAAGAAGAACAAAAAAUGCUGUCAAAUCUUCGAGAAAAUUAUCAGAGAUCUAUUAAAAAAAUGUUUGAAGAAACUAAAAGGAUGCAUUCUGUGAGAGAUGAAGUAGACGCACUGUGUUUACGAUUAUACUAUCUCAAUAAAGCUAAACAAGAUGUCAGUGAAGAUUUAAUGGUGUUAAAACGAGCUGCUGAAAAAGUUAAUACGGAUUUAAGCAAGAUUGUACAAAUGGAAAAUCAAAUCGCUAAAGAUGAAUUAGGUUUAGCGCAUAAGAAAGCCACCAAUAUUCAACUACAUGAAAGAGUUCAUGAAUUAGAGGAAGAAAUUGAUAAUACUAAUUUAUUAAUUACGAAGCUAGAGAGUGAAAUACACCAUGCCAAUAUAUCCGUAGAACGUAAACAAGGUAAUAUUGAUAUACUGAAUAAGAAAUUGGAACGUUCGAUUCGUGAGUCUGGUGGUCAAGAAGUUGGACCAUUGGAUGCACAAAUAAGUAAUAUGAAUAAAGCAGUUGCAGCAAAACAAGAUGAGAUUGGUGUACUUGAACAACAGUGGUUGAAAGAACAAAAUGAAUUAGUAAUGAAUAUAAAUGAACGUGAUAAGCUAGCGGAAUCUGUGACGAGAAUAAGUAAACAGUUGUCAAUAUUAACACAGAAAAAAUUACGUGUUGACAACGAGAUAACUAUUCAAGAACGUGAAAAGAAUGAUUUAGAAAAGGAGUUAAGACAUUUACAAAAUGAUAUCACCAGAAUGAACACCAUGAUAGCUAAUGAGAAGACGAAUGAAGAAAGCCUAAACAAUGAAAAUAAAUUGAGUGAAAUCGAUUUCGCGCGUGAUCACGUGUUGAAAGAUAAGGAAGAUUUACUGAAUGAAUUAGUUGAAGUAGAACGAACAAUUAUGCUGUGGGAGAAAAAGGUUCAAUUAUGUGAAGAAACUAAAAAAUCAGUUGACUGUAAUACAGGUCAAGGUGAAAUCAGUGUUAUGCGUCAUGAAAUUCACCGUAUGGAAACUCUCAAAUCAUCAUUACUACAGAAACAAGAAAGACUUAUACAAGCAUUAGAACGUUCUAUACUAAAGCGCGAUAUUAUAUUCAAUCAGUCUGAUGUUCUUCAAGCGAGAAAAGAUGAAACGCAAAUGCGUAUUACAGCUCAGCGUCAUAUCGAUGAACUCAAACGAAAGUUGAAAUUUAUCAGACAAAAUUCUUCGGUUUGCACAAAAGAACUUGAGGAACUGGCGGAAAAAACUAAUACUUUAGAAGGUGAAUUGUUCAUGAAAAAAACUGGUGCUGAGGUUGAACAAAAGAAAGCUGACGAGUUAAUGGAAAAACUACAAUCACUAUCCGACCAGAAGCAGAUUAAUAUUUUCGAGCUUCAAAUGCGUCAGCAUGCUACAGCUUACUGGGAACAGAUAAAACAAGGUAAAUAUCGUCGUCUUUGUCCUUCGAUCACUUCAACUGAGAAUGAACGAACAAGGCAGGUUAAUCGUGCUCGAAGUUUAAUGGCCGUUAUAGACCAGUUGGUAACAGAAUUUCCACAGAUUCAACAGGAUUUGGAGCCUGUACGUCAUCUGCUGGGAAUGAAAUUGGACUUUGAAAGCCCUAUACUUAAUAGUGAUAGUACUAAAGUUGAUAGUAAGAAUUCAUCUAUGAGCUAA